AAGAGCUCAGUGCAUGUGACUACAUGGCCGUAGGAAAGCAGUUCUGUCAGUGGUUCUACAACCUUGUGAACACCCAGAAUCCCACACUGGGUCAAGAACCACUGCACUGGGGUCCCCAGCAUUUUUGGGAGGACGCACGGCUGAUGCUUUGCUACAGCGCAGAAGUGCAGCAAACGGACAGGUUUCAGGGGGCCGAGCUGGUCAGCCAGCGUUUCCUCGCUCUCGUAAGGGACGAGAGACUCUUCUUCAGCCCCAACCUGGAGCCCCACGGACUGAAGUGCGAAGCCACUCCCCACGGGCUGGUGAUGGCGGCCGUAGCCGGAACAAUCCACCGCGAACGGGCCUGUCUGGGAAUCUUCGAGCAGGCGUUCGGCCUCAUACGCUCCCCACUGGACGCCAACAGCUGGAAGAUCAAGUUUACACAUUUGAAAAUAAGACGGCAGAAUGAACUCACUGGAGAAGAGGAAAUGACAUCACCAGCAUUAACAUACAACUCAAAAGAACUUCUGUCGCUCUGUGAAUGAGGAUUCAAAUAUGCCUUUUGUAAUUAUAUGUAGGUGAGUUAACUUGGAUGAAACAAAGCACUUUAUGCCAAUGGUUGAUGUUUAUUCUCCUGGAAUGGGACUACAGAAAACAUUAGCGUACAUAGUAGGCUAUACAACAAAGUAUAUUUGUAUAUUUAAGUUUACAGGUUCGUUGCAGGCAAAAAUGUAAUAAAACAUUUCACGUCAUUGAAACUGAAGGAAUGUAAAGUCUGUGGCUUUUGCUAUUGGCCGACAGAGUAAUUAAUUCUGUGCACAGCGGGCAGAAGUAAUGGUAAGUCUUCAACCAAUCACAGCUCUAGAUAUUUGAUCCUUACCCAAUAAAAUCUUUAUGCUCAGGUCUUUUCGGCGAAAACUCCAAAAAGAAGGCUGUAGCAGGAUUUAGCUAUCUGGAUACGCUUUUG
Messenger RNA from Anguilla anguilla (European eel), 946 nucleotides. RefSeq lists its product as uncharacterized. The record is from RefSeq and is a predicted model, not a curated record. Bases 24 to 524 code for a protein of 166 amino acids. The transcript has a single exon. Lineage: Eukaryota; Metazoa; Chordata; Actinopteri; Anguilliformes; Anguillidae.